UCCAGAGCUGUGCAGACACAGUAAGCUCGGCUCUCCGUCUCAGGAUCGAUCGAGGAUUGUUCGACUAAACUUCAGAAAUAAAUACUUUAUUUAAAGAAAGAGGACAACGCGAGAUUUCAUCCUGAAGAUCUCCAGAGUCCGCGUUGUCACAUUCCUGAAGUUUCUUGAGACCGGAGGGGGAAAGCUUGCAGAGAGUUUUCACUGGAAAUGACUUCUCUGUGCCAGAGAGAGAGGGACGGAGGGAGCUGAGCUGAGGUCAAGGCCUUCCUCCUCUCCCCCGGCAGUCACAUGACAGUGUGAGACUAACACCGCUCUAAACCGACCUGAAUACUUGUGUACUCAGUGGGAGAAGAAACAGGCUGGAUCUGAGCUGAGAGAGGAAAACUUCAACUCCUGUCAGAUAAAGAAAUCGCCGCACAACAACCCUGCGAGAAGACAAAAAUGCCGGCCAAGACGCCGAUGUACUUAAAAACUACAACUCCCAAGAAGGGGAAGAAGAUGAAGCUCCGCGACGUCCUCUCGGGUGACAUGAUCAGCCCCCCGCUGGGCGACGUGCGUCACAGCGCCCACGUGGGGCCCGAGGGCGAGGGCGACAUGUUCGGCGACGUGGGCUUCCUGCAGGGCAAGAUGAACAUGCUGCCGACUCUGAGCCGCACGCACAACAACGGGCACACGCGCUCGCACAGCGUGGAGCGUCACCACGACGACGACUUCGGCUCGAAGGACGAGACGCACAGCUACGCCUACAACGGCUACCACUACCAGCACACCGCCACCGGCCUGCUGAAGACCACCAUCUCCAUGCCCGUGUUCAUCGCCCACGAGCAGGCUCCGCCCAAACCCCCCCGCCUCCACCUCGACGACCCCUCUCCUCCGUCUCUGCCCUCCAACCAAAACCACUUCGAGCCCGUCCCCCAGAGAGACACCAGCUGCAGGCAGACAAACGGCCACAGCCACGCGGACGAGCCGCACCCGACCCUGUCGCUCUUCCAGAACGGGGUGGUGGGUCGUUUGGCGUCGGAGCCCUGCAGAGACAUCUCCAUCUCGCCGACCCUCCGCAGGCUCGUCCCCUCCUCCGGCUCCUUCUCCGAGGCCUCCUCCGAGGACUCCAUGUCGGAAACCUGCGGGCCCCCGGACGUCCGCCGGGGCCUCAGUCUGGACUCCGACGCCGGCCUGAGCAAUGAGGAUCUGAGGAGCGACCGCAGCGACUCGCCCUGCACCACCCAACACCCGGCCGGUCUCACGGCGCCAACAGGCGUCUCCCGGUCUGACUCUCUGGCAGGGUUGAACCUGGACCUGGGCCCGUCCAUCAUGGAGGACGUCCUGAGUAUCAUGGAGCGCUACAAGAGUGAUGACAACCGCUGUGAGCUGUGAAGAACGGAGACACAAACGAGAUGCACAGAUAUUUUUUUAUACAUUUUAUUAAAGACACUUUGGGGGCGGGGUUGGGCGGGCGGAGGAGGGGGGGGGGGGAAUGACAGCUGAGGUUAAAGGACACUAAAAGACUUCAGGAAGAUAUGGAUGUUGAUGUUCAGCGCUGGGGCGUUGAUGGGCUGCAGGCCGGUCCUCAGGUCAUCACAGCUGAACUCACAAACUCUUAAACUGAGACAAAAAGAGACUUUACAGCAGCUACUGCACACCAAACUAUCUCUUCCCCCGACUCAUGCUGACAGUCCUCUGCUUGUUAAAUGUUUCUCACAGAUCCUGAUAUGAAUGUCUGCAGACUGAUAAAGAAGCAGCAGCUGUGAACAGAAGAACGUCACCUCUAACCGCAGCUACUAAUAAGUAACGUCUCGUAUCUUUGGAUGUUUGUUUCUGCAUUGAGAUAAAAAAAGAAA
This is a messenger RNA of Labrus mixtus (cuckoo wrasse), 1838 nucleotides long. RefSeq lists its product as uncharacterized. NCBI's taxonomy places the organism in Eukaryota, Metazoa, Chordata, Actinopteri, Labriformes, Labridae. The transcript has 2 exons. The record is from RefSeq and is a predicted model, not a curated record. Bases 442 to 1374 code for a protein of 310 amino acids.